Molecule: messenger RNA, 747 nt
Organism: Brassica napus (rape)
Lineage: Eukaryota; Viridiplantae; Streptophyta; Magnoliopsida; Brassicales; Brassicaceae
Exons: 1
Coding region: 1-747 (248 amino acids)
Source: RefSeq, a predicted model, not a curated record
AUGUUUACUCAUUGUUUGUUUCAUUGUGUCACUCAGGAAUCAAUGGAUAAUCCACCAACAGAUACACCUCCACCUCUUAAGCGUAACUCAAAUGAUGUAGGAUGGGAGUAUGGAGUCUUGUGUGAUGCAAGAAGUCUAGACAAAGUCAAAUGUAAAUUGUGUGGAAAAGAGUUUUCUGGUGGUGUGUUUAGAAUGAAAGAACACAUUGCUCAUCUGAAAGGAAAUGUGUCAGCUUGUCCUGUAUCAAGUAAAGAAGAUCAAGAGAAGUGUAAGAAGGCGGUUCUUGAAGGAAAAAACAAGAAGAAUCUGAAGCGAAAACAUGAGGAAGCUUUGCGGGCAGAGGUGAACAUAAGUAAAGACAGUGGUACUGAAGAACUGGAAAGAGAGCUUGGAGCACUUAAAACUCAUCACUCCCAAGGUCCUAUUGAUCAAUAUGUGAGCAGCAUUAACCCUGAAGCUUCUUUGGCGGCACAGACACGACAACAGAGUAUCCACGAUGCCAUUUCUAAAGAGAAAAGACAUGUUGUUCGCCAAUACUGUUCUAGAUGGCUUUACCACACAAGUAUCCCUUUCAAUGCCAUUGACAAUGAUAGUUUCAGACUAUUUUGUGAAGCAUUAGGACAGUUUGGGCCUGGUUGGGUGCCUCCAAGUCAGUAUCAGCUUAGAGAGCCAUUGCUAAUUGAAGAACAACAGAGGACAAAGGAAAAAUUGAAGAUCUUAGAAGAAGAAUGGGAAAGGGAAGGCUGA